This is a messenger RNA of Octopus sinensis (East Asian common octopus), 4243 nucleotides long. RefSeq names its product vacuolar protein sorting-associated protein 35. NCBI's taxonomy places the organism in Eukaryota, Metazoa, Mollusca, Cephalopoda, Octopoda, Octopodidae. The record is from RefSeq and is a predicted model, not a curated record. Gene Ontology annotation, biological process: intracellular protein transport; retrograde transport, endosome to Golgi. Gene Ontology annotation, cellular component: late endosome; retromer, cargo-selective complex; retromer complex. The transcript is spliced from 19 exons. Bases 16 to 2523 code for a protein of 835 amino acids.
UCUCAAGAACCAAAUAUGGCUUGUCAUCUCCUUCAUGAGGUUUAUGGUUUUGAGCCAUCAACACCACAAUUAUCACCACAGGAAGAGCAAGAAAAACUUCUGGAUGAAGCUACAAAAGUGGUCAAGAGUCAAUCUUUUCAGAUGAAAAGAUGUUUGGACAAAGGAAAAUUAAUGGAAGGCUUAAAGCAUGCUUCAAACAUGCUGGGAGAGCUGAGGACAUCUUUAUUGUCUCCAAAGACCUAUUAUGAGCUCUAUAUGGCCAUCUCUGAUGAAUUGCGUCAUUUGGAGCUCUAUCUUGUAGAAGAGUUCCAGAAAGGUCGAAAAGUUGCUGACUUAUAUGAACUUGUACAAUAUGCUGGUAACAUAGUGCCACGUCUCUAUUUACUCAUAACUGUUGGUGUUGUUUAUAUCAAAUCUAACGAACUCUCUCGCAAAGACAUUCUGAAAGACUUGGUCGAGAUGUGCCGUGGUGUCCAGCAUCCUCUUCGAGGUCUCUUUUUGAGAAACUACUUAUUACAGUGUACUCGCAAUGUUUUACCAGACGUAGCUGAUGAAGCAGGAAACUCUGCUAACAAUCAAGAGGUUUGGAGCCCAAAGCAUGUGGACGGCAGAGAAAGAAAUGGUGAGGGAGACUAUGGGUCUAUACGUGAUUCCAUAGACUUCAUCCUGCUGAAUUUCUCUGAAAUGAAUAAAUUAUGGGUCCGCAUGCAACACCAAGGCCAUUCCCGUGAUAAAGACAAACGUGAGCAAGAGAGACGAGAAUUGCGUAUCUUGGUUGGAACCAACCUCGUUCGCUUGAGUCAAUUAGAAACAAUUGAUGUGGACAAAUAUAAAAAGGUGAUGCCUGGCAUUUUGGAACAGGUUGUGAGUUGCCGUGAUGCCAUUGCUCAAGAAUACAUCAUGGAGUGUAUUAUACAGGUGUUUCCUGAUGAAUUCCAUCUUCAGACUCUAAAUGGUUUCUUGAGGGCCUGUGCUGAAUUGCAACAAUCUGUAAACAUUAAUAACAUUAUUAUUGCUUUAAUUGAAAGAUUGGCUCAUUAUGCUCAAAAUGAAGAAAGUUCUGGAAUCCCCUCCGAUAUUCCUUUGUUUGACAUAUUCACACAGCAAAUUGCUUUAAUUAUUCAGAACCGGCAAGACAUGCCUCCUGAAGAUAUUGUUGCUCUGCAGGUCGCAUUGAUUAACUUGGCACUGAAGUGUUACCCUGACAGAGUGGAUUAUGUUGAUAAAGUAUUGGAAACGACUGUUGAAAUCUUCAAUCGCCUUGAAAUGGAACAACUGAAAUAUGGAACUGCUGUCUCCAAAGAAUUAAUGCAUUUGUUAAAGAUUCCUAUUGAUGUUUAUCAAAAUCUUCUGACUGUAUUGGAACUGAAACAUUUUGGGCCACUUUUCAAAUAUUUUGAUUAUCAUGGUCGCAAAACAAUGAGUGCUUUCCUGAUUAACAGUGCUCUUGAAAAUGACACAAAGAUCCUGACACCAGAACAGGUUGAUGACAUUUUAAACAUUGUUUCCAUCUUGAUAAAAGACCAAACUGAUCAACCAGAAGAACCAGAUGAUCCUGAAGAUUUUUCUGAAGAACAAGGAUUGAUGGGAAGAUUCAUACACUUAAUGGUGUCUGAUGAUCCAAACCAGCAAUUCCAUAUUUUGAACACAGCUCGUAAACAUUUCAGCAAUGGUGGCAAUGCUCGAAUAAAGUUUACUCUACCUCCAAUUGUCUUUGCUGCAUACCGCCUGGCUUUCCUCUAUCAUUCUCUCCAGGAAGAGGAUGAACAGUGGCAAAAAAAAUGUGGCCGUAUAUUUCAGUUCUGUCAUCAGACCAUUGGUGCUUUAAUUAAGGCAGAACAAGCUGAGGUUCCAUUAAGAUUAUUUUUGCAGGGUGCAAUAGCUGCAGGGAAAAUCCAAUAUGAAAAUUAUGAAUCUGUUGCUUAUGAGUUCAUGUCACAGGCUUUUUCUUUAUAUGAAGAUGAAAUCAGCGACAGUAAAGCACAGCUUGCUGCCAUCACUUUGAUUAUUGGUACUUUAGAGCAGAUGUCUUGCUUCAGUGAAGAGAAUCACGAACCUCUGCGUACACAGUGUGCUCUCGCAGCAUCUAAACUUCUAAAGAAACCUGACCAGUGCCGUGGUGUUGCUACUUGUUCCCAUUUGUUUUGGUCUGGAAAGAAGAAUAACCAGGAAGAGAAUUCCCCUAAGAUCUUUGUGAAAAUGCAUGAUGGGAAACGAGUGGCAGAAUGUCUGAAGAAGGGAGUCAAAAUUGCCAACCAGUGCAUGGACAAUUCUGUUCAAGUUCAACUCUUUGUUGAACUUCUCAAUCAUUACAUUUAUUUCUUUGAAAAAGGAAAUGAUCAGAUAACUAUUCCAGUAUUAAACCAGCUUAUUACAAAAAUCCGAGAAGAUUUGCCAAAUUUAGAGGCUAAUGAGGAAACUGAGCAGAUUAACAAGCAUUUUCAGAACACACUGGAACAUCUCCAAAUGCGUAUUGCAAACAAUGAUUCUGGGAGUCCCUCUUAUGAAGGACUGUCACUAUAGGAAACUCUAAAUCAAUUCUAACUACCAUCAUGUUUUUUUGUUUCAUUGAUGUUAGCCAUCUGACACUAGAGAAUUGUUCUCUCCAUCCUUUGGCUGUAAGUAAUUUCUGAAUGCUGCUAUAUGUGAUUUAGGUGGGGCAUUUUUUUUUUCUUUUUAUAUAAUCACCUAACUCAUGAUGUAUUAUAGAAAGGACUUUUUGAGGAAAGAAACAAACAAGAAAAUAGAAAGGUGCAUAGACCUUGUUGAGUAUUAUUAUUAUUAUCAUUAUUAUUAUAUAAACUUUAUUAUUCUAUGAAGAAAAACAAAAUCAUGAUUUGUAUUUAAGAAGAAAUAAUGAAGUCUAAAUUGUAAAUGACUUUCUGGUUGUUAUAUUUUUAUUUAAUUGUAAACUGCAAAUAUACAAAAUCUAAAUUGAUUGGGUUCAAAUUGCCAGCAAUAAAUAUAAUUUCUGUUGGGAAUGAGAAAAUCUUCUUCAGCUGAACAGAAUGUUUCAGCUUUCCUUCUUUUGUUGCCUGCAGUUGAGGCAAUUUUCUGGCAAUUUUUCAUCAACCCAUUUUUAACUCAUCUUUUCUUCAUUUUUGUUUGUUCUUGUUGAUAAUUUCUGUUGCUAAUUCUUUAAUUAAUAACAACUAUUCUCUCAAAAGUGACAAUAUUACUGCCUUCAUUGCAAAUCUUUACUAAUCUGGAAUUGAACUCCAAUCAGGAGUCUCACAAAACUAUCCUAAAUAAUAGUUCCACAACAAAAAACACUCUUUGCAAUUUCACUUGCAUUUGGUGCUCAAAACAACAGAAUUUUCUUAUUGUUUUUUUUUUGUUCUCAUUUUUUAAAUAUUAAGAAACCUAGAAUUCCUUUAAAACAUGUUUCAGUCAGUUGGAGGACAAAGUUGUUUUUGAGUGCUUCUCAUCUCUCAUCGCAAGCAUUUCAAUGUGUGAGUUUGUGAUGAUCUAAUUGUUCAUACUCCAACUGAAAUUUAUUUUACAACUGUAAUCUACAGUUUGUAAGUUUGGCUUCUUUACAGCACAUUGAGACCUGUUCUGUUUUUAAUGUUUUAAUAGAAAUCAUGCAGAUUUAUUAGGAAAUUAAGAUAUUCAUUAAAAAAUAUCUGCUUUGUUUUAUAUCUGGAGUGAAAGAGAGAAAUGAGUUUACUGCAAGUGUCUGGUACAUUGGCCAUUAGUUUGGAACAAGAAAAUGUUUGUUUUAAAAUUUGUGACCUCCUGAUUAAGAAUUAGAUUAGUUUGGAAACUGUUGGGGAUCUUCUUAAAUGGAAUUAAUUGAUUGUUUGGUGGAGAUAUUUCUAAAUUAUCAAUUAGAAAGUUAGUGUUGAGGUUGAUGCGACUGAAUAUAUUCUCAAAACUCUGUGAUUGAUUAUUACUAAUUAAUAAAUAAAACUUGAGGAGGAAGAUCAAAAUAUUCUUGUCGUACAAAAAGCUGAACUAAAUUACGAAGUGGAAAAGAAAAAAUUUGUUUUUUUCUUUAAUGAGUGCUAUUUCUGUAUAAGUUGUAUCUGCUGCAUGGUGAAACAAUAUGUGAUUCAAGAAAUUAUCUUUGUUUUGUUUAUAUAUAUAUUUUUUUUUUAAUUUUUAUUCCCUCCUCCCCAGUUAAUCUCUUCUCUUUUGUAAAUUGUUAUAGCAUUAUAACAUUGCUUUCACUCUCUCGACUAAAAUCUGUUAAUGUUCUGGAAAAGUAAAAGAUUUUUCAAAUAAAAAAUUGAAGUUUGUU